GCCACAUUGUAUUGAACUGUCGAUACACAUUCCGCAAGCAGAUGCAACAGCUCGGCAGGCUGGCAGCAGCCGAGACGCAGAUGGUGCUGUUGACAGCAACGUUGCCGCCGACGGAAGAGGACGAGCUGUAUCGACGAAUGCAUUACGAGCGGAAGCAGGUCAAGAUGUUCAGACAACCAACCACCAGGACGAACGUGGCGUAUCAGACCAUCAAGAUCAGCUAGUCUGCGAAGAAGAAGGACGUUGAGUCAAUGGUCGUUAAGACAGUGCGGCAGAAGAUGCAGAAGUAUAGGACAGGUAAGCUCAUCGUGUACGGCAACUCAAAGCCAAAGGUGAAGGCGUUGGCAGAGCAAUUGGAUUGUCACGCGUAUCACGCGGAUGCCGUGGGCAAGCCAACCAUGUUGGCGGACUUCAUGGCAGGCAAGCAGCGCGUGAUCGUAGCAACGAGCGCGUUGGGCAUGGGCGUGGACAUACUGGAUGUACGGUGCAUCAUUCACAUCGAUUGGCCGUUCACCAUGUUGGAUUACGCACAAGAGAGCGGCAGGGCAGGCCAGGACAGGUUGCGAAGCGAGGCGGUUUUGAUAGUUCAGGAUAGGAAACAACGCACCAACAACAACAGGACAGAAGCCGAGCGGCAGAUGGUGAGGGAGUAUGUGGAAGGUGGCGAGAGCGGGGCGGUUAGCUGCAGGAGGGAAGUGUUGGACAGGUAUUUAGAUGGGAGGAAGGAUCGAGCAGGGUGUAGAGAGGAGGACAACAAGGAGAUGUGCGACGUGUGCCAAGGGAUAGACGGGCAGUUAGAAG
Molecule: messenger RNA, 801 nt
Organism: Didymella exigua CBS 183.55
Lineage: Eukaryota; Fungi; Ascomycota; Dothideomycetes; Pleosporales; Didymellaceae
Product: P-loop containing nucleoside triphosphate hydrolase protein
Exons: 1
Biological process (GO): double-strand break repair via homologous recombination
Cellular component (GO): cytoplasm; chromosome
Molecular function (GO): four-way junction helicase activity; 3'-5' DNA helicase activity
Source: RefSeq, a predicted model, not a curated record